Messenger RNA from Anisakis simplex (herring worm), 300 nucleotides. NCBI's taxonomy places the organism in Eukaryota, Metazoa, Nematoda, Chromadorea, Rhabditida, Anisakidae. The record is from the annotation of a GenBank genome assembly.
AUGACGAGAGUGGGAUUCGAACCCACGCCUCCGAAGAGACUGGUGCCUAAAACCAGCGCCUUGGACCGCUCGGCCAUCUCGCCACGUUAUUACGCACCUAUUGGUUUCCGAGAACAUGAACAGUCGAGAGUGUCGAGAAAGAAGAAAAAUGCUUGUGACGAGAGUGGGAUUCGAACCCACGCCUCCGAAGAGACUGGUGCCUUAAACCAGCGCCUUAGACCGCUCGGCCAUCUCGCCUAUUUAACGACGUUGCUUUUCAUCUUAUCAAUCAACAGGCAUCCACUUUUCUCGUUUAAUUAA